Molecule: messenger RNA, 2787 nt
Organism: Fopius arisanus
Lineage: Eukaryota; Metazoa; Arthropoda; Insecta; Hymenoptera; Braconidae
Product: phosrestin-2
Exons: 10
Coding region: 921-2339 (472 amino acids)
Biological process (GO): signal transduction; G protein-coupled receptor internalization
Cellular component (GO): cytoplasm
Molecular function (GO): G protein-coupled receptor binding
Source: RefSeq, a predicted model, not a curated record
GAACGCCUGCUCGAGCUUUUCUCUCAUCAGUUGUCGGCAAACCGUCUAGAGUAUCGGAUCGGUCUGGCCGUACGUUGACUCGUUUCCCUCACCGCACCACUUGAAAAUAAAACGAUUAAUUAAAAACCAUCUCCGAAAAAAUAAAAUAAAUUCAAAACCCCCUGAAAACGUCUCGGAAAUAAUUUAUAAAAAUGAUAAAUAUCUAGAUUAAAUUAUUACGAUUGGGACAACGAAAUUAUCCCAGUGUAAUGUUGACUCACGACACCCAGAGAUUCUCGAAUUAUUCGAAUAACUGACGGCAAGUUUAUUUUUGUUAUGCCAACGCGCCAAUUCCAUCAUCGUUCGCUCUCUGAAUAGGUGAAUUUAGUGGCUGGAAGGUACAUUGCAAAACAAACAAAAAUAAAAACAAUAAUCAAUCAUGUUGCUAUUGAAUCGUUGGAAAUUGAGACAAGGGACAUCGAGAACGUGCAUUUUAGUGGGAUAUGGGGCUGUAACAGCAAUUGAACGAGAGUCUUGAUGCCGGAAGGCAGAGCAAUUCACCAGAGGAGGUUUCAAUUUAAUUCCUUGAGAGUAGAAAAAUCCCACGACCAAAUACUAUUCAGUAUUGCAAUAGAAGUUCCUGGAAAAAUCAAUCACAUCGAAUGGGCAUAAAAGCAUCACGUGGAUUCAUUGAUGCGUCAAGUUUGAAAUUCUCUAGAAAUUCAAUCCAGAUGAAAGAGUUCAUCGAGUGACAAUGGACAACCUCCGACAAAUUCAACAAUAAUAUUCAACUCCACAGGAUGUUUGCAUAUCAGUGAAUCAGAGGAGGAAUUUACGCGCAAGCCCGUAAAGAGGGGAAAUAAAUAUUUCGACGUGGAAUGUGGUACACGUGCGUGAAAUAUUGAACACAGGUGAUAACCAAUCUGGCGGCAUUCGUUACAAUGGGGACAAACGAUAAAGGGGAUGCUGAUGUAAUAUGCGUCAAAGAGGAUAGCACACGUGAGGAUCGUGAGCUGACAUGUCGAGAGCAGAUGGGCCAAUCACAACCGACCCUACAUACAGAUAGAGUCUUCAAGAGAUAUCUACCAAACAACAAACUCCGGCUCUACAUCAUCAAUCGGGAUUUAGUCGUAUCUCAAGGUAAAAUCGAUAAGCUCCUGGGUGUGAUAGUCGUCGAGCCUGAUUAUGUCCGUGACAAGAGGGUGUACGCACAAAUAACAUUGACUGCUCGGUUGAGUCGAGAGGAGGAGGAAGUGAUGGGAGUUAAAUUUUGCAACGAAAUACCAUUCUGCUUUACCCAACUAUAUCCACCAUAUUCCCAUGAUGAUCAGCCUCCAGCUAUGACACCAGUCCAGGAAGCACUUAUCAGGAGUCGAGGGCCGAAUGCCUAUCCGUUUUCCGUGGAAGUGCCGGCAGUUGCACCACCAUCCAUCCGACUACGUCCGCCCCAAAAAUAUAAUGGUGCACCUCUGGGUACGAGCUAUGAAUUCAGAGCCUGGGUUGCUGAACGUGCGGAUCAGCGGUCUGAUGAGAGUAGCACAGUACGAAUGGGUAUAACUGUGAUACAGCGAGGUCUUCCAACCCCUCGACCCAUUAGUAAACUAUGUGAAAAGCCAGGAUGUAUGACGGAAUCAACUGCCACAUCACCUGUAUCAGAGGAGCCACCGGCACCACCAACGGCAGUUGUAAAAAGGCGUCUGCUGUUGACUGAAGGAUCAAUCAGACUAGAGGCACGAUUGGAUCGUGCUAUUUAUGCCCAUGGGGAUUCAAUAUCCGUCCAUGUCUAUAUCGCUAACGAUAGUCACAGAUCUGUCAGAAGAAUUGAGGUACUGGCACUUCAGCAUGUAGAGGUUUGUAUGUUCAACAAUGGGAUAUUCAAGAAUACUGUGGCCUCUGAGUUGGAGCAGGACAAUUGUCCACUUGCGUCAGGAUCAACUCUGACAAAGACAUACAGUCUGCGUCCAACUGAGGGCUCACCAAAACACUGGAUUGCUCUGGAAGAGACUUAUACGAGAACCGGGACAAGUCUAGCCUGCACUGUCAGAUCCUCGGAAGUCAACGAAAAGGACAGAAGUCCGUAUUAUGCCAUCAACGUAUCCUAUUACGUCCAGGUGAAACUUCUCACGUCCCUCAUGUGCGAGAAAAUCUCAGUGAAAUUACCGUUUACCCUGAUACAUAGGGGCGCUGAGUCUGAAAUAAUGACUUUCUCCACAAGUCCUAGAGAAAUUCCUGGGCAAACGCCCACACAAGGUAAAAACGAUGCCAGAACACAUCGCAAGGUGGGAGAAAUUAAUGAGAAAAAACGUGAUCCGAUACCCGAUGUGGAGCUUAUAAAAAACAUCGACCCCAAAGAAAGCUGAGGGCAGGAUAGCUCAUCUGGAGUACAACACCGGGAUAAAUGUAGAAAUCAAAUAAAAAAUCCCAGGAAUUCAGAUAGCACGAGCUGCCAAUCGGGUUUUAGCUUGCAAAGAGCUUGCUGUUGCUUUUGCAGGACCUCGUAGUGCAUUUGAACUGAUGGAAAGAGAUCAGUCUUUCCAUCAGUUCGAGGCUUUAAUUUCCAUAUCAAACAUUGUUUUUUUUUUUCAUUCGAAAAAGAGAAAUACUUCUCAUGUACGUCAAUUGAAUUCAUAAUGAAUACUUAAAUAUCUAAUCGUAAUAACGAAUUGUGACACUUUCUUCCGCUAAAAGCUUAUUCCAAUGCUGUUCAUUCUACAAUAAGUGAUUUAAAUUUCUGUACAGAUUUGAGAGGAAAAGAGAAUUAUUGUAAUCCAAAUACAUUUAUGUGAAUAUAAUAUUGUAUAUACAAGA